Molecule: messenger RNA, 567 nt
Organism: Urocitellus parryii (Arctic ground squirrel)
Lineage: Eukaryota; Metazoa; Chordata; Mammalia; Rodentia; Sciuridae
Product: large ribosomal subunit protein eL27-like
Biological process (GO): translation
Cellular component (GO): ribosome
Molecular function (GO): structural constituent of ribosome
Source: RefSeq, a predicted model, not a curated record
AUGGUGGAURUUUCUGGAAUAAAGCUGAUCGACAAACUUCAAAUCAAGUUCACGAAACCCAGGAAGGUGGUGUUGRUCCUGGCCGGACGCUUCUCUGGACGCAAAGCUGUCAUUGUGAAGAACAUUGAUGAUGGCACAUCAGACUGUCCCUACAGCCAUGCUCUGGUGGCUGGAAUCGACCGCUAUCCCCACAAAGUGACAGCUGCCCAGGGCAAGAAGAAAAUUGCCAAAAGGUCCAAGGUGAAGUCUUUUGUGAAGGUUUGUAACUACAGUCACCUCCUGCCCACAGYUGCUCUGUGGGUAUCCCCUGGACAAAACUGUCAUCAACAGGAGGUCUUUAGAGAGCCUGCUCUUAGACGUAAGGCCAGUAGGAAGACCAAGGUGAAGUUUGACGAGAGGUGCAAGCCGGGCAAGAACAAAUGGUUCUUCCAGAGCUUCAGGACAGUCUCUGAGAACAGUGGGCAGGUCGGCACGCUGCUGCUCUCCCCCUGGAGGAAGCUGGAGUGGGAGCUGCUGCCAGGAGAAGCUGCAGGCUCCUUGGUUGAAGUCCUGGCUUUCUUCUUCUAG